Messenger RNA from Ailuropoda melanoleuca (giant panda), 5684 nucleotides. It is a transcript of the gene SLC5A5, whose product is annotated as solute carrier family 5 member 5. Lineage: Eukaryota; Metazoa; Chordata; Mammalia; Carnivora; Ursidae. The transcript has 15 exons. The record is from RefSeq and is a predicted model, not a curated record. Gene Ontology annotation, biological process: thyroid hormone generation; iodide transmembrane transport; sodium ion transport. Gene Ontology annotation, cellular component: membrane; extracellular exosome. Bases 3756 to 5684 code for a protein of 642 amino acids. Gene Ontology annotation, molecular function: sodium:iodide symporter activity.
CGGUCUGCUCAGGCUGUAAUCUGGAGGCUUUCUGUCACUCGUGGCUUGGACCUGACGUGGGCCCUAAUGGUCGUGCCUGGGGCAAGUCACUACCCACUCAGGUUAGUUUCUUCCUGUGUAAGGUGGGGUUGGUCCUGGGUGUGGGAAGACUUCAGAUGAGCUAGAAAUAGGCUACUUCCCCAGGGAAGUGGAAGGCCCGGGCCCCACAAAGGCCCACUGUUCACCCCUGUCCCCACCUCGAGUCUUCAUCCAUGUUACAGCCGGGGAACCAGGUGGGAGGGCUCUGCCCCAAGCAGCCGGAGGAUGGGGUCAGUCCCUUAUUGAGAGACCUUUGAACCAAGGAUGAGUGAGCCCCCAGCUCCCUAAUUACAUCUAGGCAUCCACCCGCCCUGCCAUCUACUUGUCCUCAGUGAGUUUGCCCACAGACCCCUCUACCAUGGGAAUCCCCCCCCCCAAACCCUGCACAGAGCAGUUGCCAGGACUCUGGCUGGAGGUGAGGACAGCUGGACUGAGCCCUCACUCUCCAGAGACAGUGGAGGUGCCAGACCAAGCAGAACAAAACUGGAGAUCAGCGAUAAUGAGCCCUUGGGUGUGAGGCCCAUGAGGCAGGGCUGGCUUCACGCCUGGCAGGACUGGGAGCCCUGGGGGAGGGAUCACAAGCUGCCCCUCCCUGCACCCCCCACUCCUGAGUCAGGACCAUCGGGCAAGGGCAGUCCCCCAGGCAAGACAAGAUGGGCAGGGGCCCCAGAAGACCUGACCCAGAUCCUGAAACCUGGAGAGACUCCCUGAGAAUCGCGGAGUCCUAGAAUCACAGUGGGGGUGCUCAGGACCUCACAAGGGUGGACUCCAGAAGCUACGGCACCGUUAGGCGUGCUUUCACUGAGUGCAGGGGAGAAGUGGAAGGCCAGACACCCAGGAGGUCAUGCUGGAGCCAGAGUAGCUCACAGCCUUUAACCCCUGACCCCUGCCAUGUCUCCAGGGAGCCCUGGGGGUCCCCAGGUGGCAGGCAGGGGUGGGGACAGCAGAUACCCAUGCAACACCCUGACAUCCCUGCCCCUUGUGCUCAGACCGCAGCUGUGGGGCCGUGGGGGAUUUUCCUGCCCUUCUCCCUGUCCAUAUGGGAACUGUAGGGUCAGGGAAGGUGCCACUGCCUGCCCCUUGUACCCCUCCACCCCCAGAGGAGAUGGUCCCGCCCCCACCCCCCCAAGUUCCCAACUCUGGGCCUCUCACAUCCUGGAAUUCCAGAACACUUCUGAAUCCAACCAUUUCUCCCCACCCCACGGCCGCUGUCAUGGACAUGGUGGGCUUUUUGGAGUCUACAAACUCUCCAGUGGCCCCCCACCCCCAGCGCCCUCACAAUAGAAUACACGCCCUUUGCCAAGGCUUAAGACCCCUUGUAGCCUUCCCCGUCCUCAUUCACUCUGCUCACUCCACUCGUUUCACCGCAGGGCCUUUGCACUGGCUGUUCCCCUGCGUCUCCAAGCUUGGCUGGUCCUCUGCCUGCAGGUCUGCCAUCACGUCCUCCAAGAGUUCCCCUCUCAGAGGCCCACAUAAAGUCAUUCCCCAGGCCAACUCCAUCUCUGACCUUGCUUCACUUGACCCUCAGCUUCUGAAAUGUGUGUUCAUCUGCCGGCUCGGUCAGUGUCAAGUACCUGUGUGCAGUAUGGGUCUGCCUGGAUCCUGCGGCGUUCCCAGCAGCCGGCACACGGUCCUGCACACAGUAGGCGCUCAAUGAACGGGCCUCAGCCCAAGCGUCAUUCUGUAGCCUCCCACCUCCCAGUAGAGGAAGAGAGACCCUGGAAGUGGAUGGUAACCACUCCCAGAACCCCCCUGGGGAGGGAGGACUGGGUUUGCGUGCCCCGCAACAACUUGCAUAUAUUUGCAUUUGCUUGCGUGGGUUUUCAGGAAGGGGAUCCCCUCCAGGAUUUCUCCUUUCGCAUCAGAUUCUCCAGAAAGGUGCAGCGCAUCCGGGCCUGGAGAAAUGAAGGUGGGGGAAGGAAAAGGAACUCAGUGUCGUCCCCCCACCCUCCUGGCAGGGGUGGAGGAGUCCAUGCCAGCGGGCAACAGAUGCCCGAGUGGCAGCCACUGUAGCGCAGUCCCCGGGCGGGGGGCGCCUCCAGGCUGGCCCCACAUCAUGAGCACGAAGAGGGAGAGCUCCGGGGACACCAAGGGAUGCGUGGGAGAUGCUGGACAGCACUGGAGUGGCGCGAGUCAGCUGGGGACCACCAGGAGGCGGCAGAGGCUUGGCGAGGAUUCCAGGGCCCUCAAGUUCAACCCCACGGAUGUCCAGAUCCCUCCGGCUUGUGGAGGAGGGAACCCAGUUUCCGGACACCAGGUCAGGACUGGAACCCAGAGGUCAGAGACUCCAGAGGCCAAAGUUCCUCAAGUCCACCAGCGAAGGGCCCCAAGACGACAGUGUCUGGGUCCAUUGAUGGCAUGACCCCAGGCAAGGGACUUCCCCUCCCCACCCUGGGUCUCCUCAUUUGCGCGAUGGGGGACAUGUCAGACACUACUUUCCAAGGAGUCAUGGGCCCCCCAUUUAUCCGGAUUCGAGGCCACUGACAGUCCCUCCCUUAUACACUUAACGCCUGGCACAGGACAGACGGUCCCUGAGUAUUCCACGCAGGAAACAACGAAUGAAGACAGAAUGAAUGAAGGGCUAACUCUGUGCCAGGCUCCAAUUACGUGGGUUCGAUUUAUUCCUCGGGGCAGGGGCUACUUGAUCUCCAUUUACAGAUGGGGAAACUGAGGUGCACUGACAAGCAAAGACUCCCCGAGGUAUGUAUGCAUUUAGGACCUGAACCCCAAUGUCUCCCACUCAGCUUAGCCUGCGGGUGGGGUUCGGUGGUUUCCUCCCGCUAGGUUCUGAAGAAAGGGCGUGGCUGCAGGUGAAAGUCGGGGGAGGGGUUCAAGCAGAAGUUUUCCUCAAGCGGCAGCGCAACCCAGAAAAUGAACCCCUGGCUCAUGGGAGUGUGAGGUCCCCUUCGCUUAAGGUACAAAAGCACAGCGGGGAUUUGAAUGCUGAAGCCACGGCUCCCAGCCGUGUGGCCUCAAGUAAGUGUGAUAUGUCAUCUCUGAGCCUCAGUUCGCCCACCUGUCAAUGGGAGACAUUAACAGCUCGGGGUGAGGGGAAAAUGCCACCGAAGUAAAGGGGUGUUUGGGAGCCGCACCCGGCCCCCAACGCCAGCAGUCACCCACGUGGCCGGUCUUGGCCUAUCUGACCCAGUCCCGGGAGGAAAGGGUGCGGGUCCUGCCCGCCCCCAACUCCAGGGGCGGGGUUUCGUGGACCCGGGAGACCAAUAAAUCCAUAGCCCGUCUCCGGGAGCCACUCCUUCAGCCCCACGGAGACCUCCAGUUGCGUGCGCUGAGCGCAGCUCCCUGCGAGCGGGACCGACGGCUGGGCGGUGGACAGACCGCUGCAAGGGGCCAGGCUUACCGAGCGGGAGGCGAGGUGCGCAGACAGACAGACGGCAGAGGCAGGCGCGUAGACGAAGAAGAGGGACAGGGAAGCAGACGACCGCAGCGAGGAUCCACAGAGUCCUUGCCCAGGGAGCCCCUGCCUGAGUCCCUUUCGCCGCCUCCCUCCAGGGGCCGAAGAAGGCAGGUGUGCGGCCUCGCUGCAGAGGCCAAGCAUCCUCCCAACUCCACGCAGCCCUGCCUCCUCGGUCGCUGCCGGUUUCCCUUACCGGGGGAGGGGGGGCCCGCGGGGUGGCUGGAAGGGCCGAGGACGCGCUUGGCCCCCGCACCUGCACCUCAUGGCCGUCGUCGAGGCAGGAGCGCGGGCCACGUUCGGAGCCUGGGAUUACGCGGUCUUCGCCCUCAUGCUGCUGGUGUCCACGGGCAUCGGGCUGUGGGUCGGGCUGGCGCGGGGCGGGCAGCGCAGCGCCGAGGACUUCUUCACCGGGGGCCGGCGCCUGGCGGCCCUGCCCGUUGGCCUCUCGCUGGCCGCCAGCUUCAUGUCGGCGGUGCAGGUGCUGGGGGUGCCAGCCGAGGCCUACCGCUACGGCUUCAAGUUCCUCUGGAUGUGCCUGGGACAGUUGCUCAACUCCCUGCUCACCGCCAUGCUCUUCAUGCCGGUCUUCUACCGCCUGGGCCUCACCAGCACCUACCAGUACCUGGAGCUGCGCUUCAGCCGCGGCGUGCGGCUCUGCGGGACCCUGCAGUACCUGGUAGCCACAAUGCUGUAUACCGGCAUCGUGAUCUACGCCCCCGCGCUCAUCCUGAACCAAGUGACUGGGUUGGACAUCUGGGCAUCGCUCCUGUCCACUGGAGCCAUCUGUACCUUCUAUACGACUGUGGGCGGCAUGAAGGCUGUGGUCUGGACUGAUGUGUUCCAGGUCGUGGUGAUGCUAACUGGCUUCUGGGUUGUCUUGGGCCGCGGGAUCAUGCUGGUGGGUGGGCCCAGAAACGUGUUUGAGAUUGCCCAGAACCACUCCCGGAUGAACCUGAUGGACUUUGACCUGGACCCGCGGAGCCGCUACACAUUCUGGACUUUUGUCGUGGGUGGCACAUUGGUGUGGCUCUCGAUGUAUGGCAUGAACCAAGCACAGGUGCAGCGCUAUGUGGCCUGUCGCACAGAGAAGCAGGCCAAGCUGGCCUUGCUCAUCAACCAGCUGGGCCUGUUCCUGAUUGUGUCCAGCGCUGCUAGCUGUGGCAUCAUCAUGUUCACGAUCUAUGUAGACUGUGACCCUCUCCUUGCAGGGCGGAUCUCAGCCCCGGACCAGUACAUGCCCUUGCUGGUGCUGGACAUCUUCGAGGACCUGCCUGGAGUUCCUGGGCUCUUUCUGGCCUGUGCUUACAGUGGUACCCUCAGCACUGCCUCCACCAGCAUCAACGCCAUGGCUGCAGUCACCGUGGAGGACCUCAUCAAACCUCGGCUGCCGAGCCUCGCACCCCAGAGACUCGUACUGAUCUCCAAGGGGCUCUCACUCAUCUAUGGCUCAGCCUGUCUCACUGUGGCGGCUCUGUCCUCGCUGCUGGGGGGAGGCGUUCUCCAGGGCUCCUUCACCGUCAUGGGAGUCAUCAGCGGCCCCCUCCUUGGAGCCUUCAUCCUGGGAAUGUUUCUUCCUGCCUGCAACACGCCGGGCGUCCUCUCUGGGCUGGCCACCGGCUUAGCGCUCUCACUGUGGGUGGCGGUGGGUGCCACUCUAUACCCGCCCAGCACCCAGUCCUUGGGAGUCCUGCCGUCGUCUGCUGCCAACUGUGUUGUGCACUCAGCCAAUGCCUCUGGCCUCCUGGACCCACUCCUUGCCACCAACACCACCAGUGGGAGCCCCAGCCCUGAAAUGGACCUUGAUCGACCUGCCUUAGCUGACAGCUUCUAUGCCAUUUCCUAUCUUUACUAUGGUGCCCUGGGCACGCUGAGCACUGUGCUAUGUGGAGCCCUUGUCAGCUGCUUGACAGGCCCCACCAAGCGCAGUGCCUUGAGUCCUGGGCUGCUGUGGUGGGAUCUUGCACGGCAGACAGCAUCGGUGGCCCCCAAGGAAGAAGUGGCUACCUUGGAUGACAGCUUGGGGAAGGGUCCUGAGGAACUGCGCCCUGGAACCAAGAGGCCUCCUGACUUCCUGUCCACUGACGAGGACCAUUUGCUCUUCCUGGGGCAGAAGGAGGUGAAUGGAGCUGGCUCCUGGACCCCUAGCAGUGCACAUGACCGUAGUCAGGACCUUCGGGAGACAGACCUCUGA